AUGCGCUUCACCACCCUCUCAACCGCCGCAAUGGCUCUCAUGACCUGCGCGUCCGCGGCCCCAAUCGCCGCGCGCAGCUCUUCCAUCCUCCUUGACUGGACGAAAGAGUCGGCCAUCAAGACCGUCAACUCCCUAAUGGGCCAACUUCCCAUGAAGGCCGAUGUGUGGAAGGUCGAUGACGACGCCGGGGUCGUCGGCGUAAAUUUUGAUCUGGCUAUGCAGGAUCUGGCGAAGACGGGGCUUGUUACGCUGGAGAAUCAUCAGAAUGCGAAGAUUCAUAUGGAAGUUACUAUUGAGGGGUUGGAUUAG
Messenger RNA from Aspergillus melleus, 309 nucleotides. RefSeq lists its product as uncharacterized. The record is from RefSeq and is a predicted model, not a curated record. Bases 1 to 309 code for a protein of 102 amino acids. The transcript has a single exon. NCBI's taxonomy places the organism in Eukaryota, Fungi, Ascomycota, Eurotiomycetes, Eurotiales, Aspergillaceae.